CAAUCAAAACCAAAGAAAAACAAAUAGCAAAACAGAUAAGCACCAAUAAAUCUUUUUAUAACCCAAAAUUCACCAAUCUUAAAAAAAAAACUCAUUAUAUUCCCCUCUCUUUAGUCAAAAAAAUCUCCAACCAUUUCGGAGAGGGGGCAUAUUUCCCUUAGAUCCAAAAAAAAAAACUUGUUUCCCCCUCCGAAACCUCUGCCUUUUGAAAUCAUCUCAAUUCGUUACAACUCAAAAAGUUGUACAAAAAAUUGAGAAAAUUAAAAUCUCUUCUUCUUCUUCAAUUUUAGUGCAUGAUAUGACGAGACCAAUUAUUAUACGGUCACCACCAUUAUUAUCAUUAGACAAAAGACAACCUCUUUUAUGCACUCAAGAUUGCUCGUCAUCACGCGGCGGUGUGGGUGUUCGAAAGGCUCGGUUAGCGGAGGUUGCCGGAGGUGCAACGGCGGGAUGUGCGGCGGUGGCUUGUUGUUGUCCAUGUGGAAUUGUGAAUUUGUUGGUUUUGGCUGUAUAUAAAGUACCUGCUGGACUUUGUCGUAAGGCAUUGAGGAAAAAACGUAGAAAUCGGUUGUCGAAAAAAGGACUUUUGCCGUCGAAAGGACACAGUGGCUGUGAUGAAAUGGAGCUAAUUCAUAGUUAUCCUAUUUCUAGCCCUAUUGCGGUGGUCGGCGGCGGAAACCUAGAAUCUGAUAAGGAUGCGCUGGAAUUGGAGAAGGAAAUGUGGGACAAGUUUUAUGGUGCUGGGUUUUGGAGGAGCCCCUCUCAACGAGCUGAAAUAUAACGUCUUCAGAUGAAUCAGUGGCAGAGGUGGUGAUGUCCAGUGGUUGAAUGAAACAAUCAGAAAUAUUAAGCCAGUGAAAAAGGAGGAGAAAAUGUUCUACGUACUUUAUGUUCUCUCUGGCUCUCUUUCUCUCUCUCUGUAAUUAAAGAUGAUUCACUCUUGUAUUAUAUUUUUCUAUUUGAUGUCGUAUUUUCGUUUCAAGAAUCAAAUGAAAUUUAUUGUUCAAUUGCAAAUUUUGUAUUAUUUUAUUCCUCAUAUUUAUUCCACUUUCGAGUGUCUAAUGGGAUAUUUUUAUGAAUCA
Nicotiana attenuata is the source of this 1082-nucleotide messenger RNA. RefSeq lists its product as uncharacterized. The transcript has 2 exons. NCBI's taxonomy places the organism in Eukaryota, Viridiplantae, Streptophyta, Magnoliopsida, Solanales, Solanaceae. The record is from RefSeq and is a predicted model, not a curated record. Bases 299 to 781 code for a protein of 160 amino acids.